GAACAGACAGGUGCAAAGAAACCACGGGUGUAAAAAGAGGGAAAUUAAAAAAAGUUACAAAAGAUAAAAAUAACCGACAUACCUCUACUGCAUGAUGACUAGACUUUUACUGGUUUUAAGCAUCAUGUGCAUUGUCCUGCCGAUGGUGCUGGGGAAAUAUGGCCAGCAAUUACCGCAGGGAAUCCGGGACUUUUUCUUUGAUCUCGUGCAGCACGUUUCCGUAGAAGUGGAGAAGGCCGACAGGAACUUCAUGAUAUCGCCCUUCUCCGUGUGGUCACUCCUGGUGCUGCUCUACGAGGGAUCAGCGGGAAGAACUUAUGACCAGUUGGGCCAGACCCUUGGCAUCAACUUUUCCGAUGAAAAGCUACGUAGGUUUUUGAAAGGGGUGAAUCUGUAUUUAGCUUCCAACGAUUCCGACGUCGAGAUAACCAUGCUCCAAGGCCUUUACAUCGGAACAGGCUAUCCCAUCAAGGAUAGCUAUCGAAACGUCAUGCAGAACUACAAAGUGGACCUUGUGGAGAUCGAUUUUAAUAGCCCAGAUGCUGCGGUGCAGAUCAACGAGGCCACAAAUCGCUCCACCCGAGGUCUCAUUCCGUAUACGAUUCUGCCACAGGAUAUAAACGGAGCCAGGAUGUUCCUGCUCUCCUCGUUGUACUUCAAGGGCCAGUGGAAGCUUCCAUUUAAUAAAAGUCUGACCAGGGAGGAGCCCUUUUACAGCGAGAGCGGCGAGGUUAUCGGCAAGAUACCCAUGAUGGUGCAGUCAGCGAACUUCGCCUACGUCUCCAACAUAGAGGGUCUGGACGGCUAUGUCCUGGAGCUUCCCUAUGGAACCCAGGAAAGGCUUGCAAUGUUCGUGGUUCUUCCCAAGCGCGGAUUCAAAUUAAGCGACGUGGCCAACAAUCUGAAGACCCUGGGAUUGAGGCCUGUCCUUCAGGGACUGGAGGAUUUCAGGAAGAGAGCCUCCGAGGACAACAGAGUAGAGGUAAUCAUGCCCAGGUUCAUGACUUCCACGGACCUCGCACUCACGGGAAUCCUAAAACAGAUGGGCAUUCGAGAUCUAUUCGACGAGAGCGCCGCUAACCUCGACCGAAUUUCGUCCGGAUUGUUCGCCAAGCUAGUCUUUCAUUCCACCAAGAUCAUCGUGGACGAGCAGGGAACCACGGCAGCAGCUGUCACGGAGGCUGCGCUGGAGAACAAGAUGGAGCCGCCCCAGUUCCAGCUCAACAGACCCUUCCAGUACUUCAUCGUAGAGAGGGAAACCGGUUUCAUGUUCUUUGCCGGCCAAUUUCGAAACCCCAAGGCGGCUUAGAGAUCUGGACACGACUUUAUGUUCACAUAUCUCAUUAAAAAAUGAAUUGAUUUAA
Molecule: messenger RNA, 1364 nt
Organism: Drosophila biarmipes
Lineage: Eukaryota; Metazoa; Arthropoda; Insecta; Diptera; Drosophilidae
Product: serine protease inhibitor 77Ba-like
Exons: 4
Coding region: 92-1309 (405 amino acids)
Molecular function (GO): serine-type endopeptidase inhibitor activity
Source: RefSeq, a predicted model, not a curated record